Loa loa (African eye worm) is the source of this 810-nucleotide messenger RNA. Its product is annotated as D-ets-2 protein. The transcript is spliced from 4 exons. Lineage: Eukaryota; Metazoa; Nematoda; Chromadorea; Rhabditida; Onchocercidae. Gene Ontology annotation, biological process: regulation of transcription by RNA polymerase II; cell differentiation. Gene Ontology annotation, cellular component: nucleus. Gene Ontology annotation, molecular function: sequence-specific DNA binding; DNA-binding transcription factor activity, RNA polymerase II-specific. The coding region runs from base 1 to 810 and encodes 269 amino acids. The record is from RefSeq and is a predicted model, not a curated record.
AUGCCAUCAGUGAGCACUAUUAAUACGGAAUUUUAUGAUACAUGCCAAUUAAAUUUAUCAGAUCAUACAGCAACCCUUGAUAUCAAUGAUAAAGAUUCAAUGAUUGGAAUGAAUGCUGCAUGUACGGUAUCACGACAGAUUCCACCUAAUAUCAAUUGUUUAUGUAGCAGUCGUUCAUUAAUUUCACAAUUUACUCAUCAUCACCAUCAUCAUCAUCAUCAUCAUCACCAUCAUCAACAACAACAGCAACAACAACAACAACAACAACAACAACAACAACGACAACAACAACAACAACAACAACAACAACAACAACAGAAUGAACCAUGGAAUUCGGAAAGAUGCUCACCGUAUGGACAAUAUCCAAUGCAAACUUAUGUACAGCAUUCGGUACCAAGUGAAUCCAUGUCAUCAUCACCAAAUUCCGAAACGGAUGUCGAAUAUGGUCAACCAUCAUCGUUGACAUUACCGGGUCUUACUGGUCCCAUCCAACUUUGGCAAUUUUUGUUGGAACUUCUGAUGACUGAAUCUACAAAUUCUUGCAUUGCUUGGACGGGUGAUGGAUGGGAAUUUAAAUUAAAUGAUCCUGAUGAAGUCGCACGUAAAUGGGGAAUUCGUAAAAAUAAACCAAAGAUGAAUUACGAAAAACUUUCACGUGGUCUAAGGUAUUAUUAUGAUAAAAAUAUUAUUCAUAAAACACCCGGUAAACGAUACGUGUAUCGAUUUGUAUGCGAUCUCACCUCAGUACUACAAAUGUCUGCUGAACAAAUUCGCAGAAAAGUGGAGGUGAAGCGUGAACUUGAUCAAUGA